Molecule: messenger RNA, 5968 nt
Organism: Cyprinodon tularosa
Lineage: Eukaryota; Metazoa; Chordata; Actinopteri; Cyprinodontiformes; Cyprinodontidae
Gene: col4a6
Product: collagen, type IV, alpha 6
Exons: 50
Coding region: 264-5387 (1707 amino acids)
Cellular component (GO): basement membrane; collagen trimer
Molecular function (GO): extracellular matrix structural constituent
Source: RefSeq, a predicted model, not a curated record
UGACUGUGUGCUUUUUCAUCGGUUGUGGAGGCACUAACACGUGCAUGUGUGAGAGGGUGUGUGUGUGUGUGUGUGGCUCCUCCUCCUGCUAUUCGCUGCUCCACUGAGGGCUGAGCAGCUCCUAGAGCGCAGCAGCCUGCACCGCUUCGACUUCGAUGACAGAGGGACGCGUUUUGGAGAAGCCGAUGAGCGCGUUUGAGGUGCUGGUUCCUGCUGGUGAAGAGAGGAGCAACUAGUCUGCUGCUACCAAAACGGAUAUCAAGAUGAGAUCCCUGAUAUAUUUGCUGGUUCUCGGUUGUGUGCUGGCACCUACGCUCGGAGGUGGCAAUUCUGAUGAGCCAUGUGCAGGCCGGGACUGCAGCAGAGGGUGUAAGUGCAUCCCAGAGAAAGGCAGCAGGGGUCGUCCUGGGCCUCUCGGCGAAGUUGGACAGCCUGGACCAGAUGGGCCACGUGGAGGCAUUGGGCCUCGGGGGCCAAAGGGAGAGAAGGGCCACGUUGGGAUAAAAGGGCCAUCUGGGGCCAAAGGAGACAAAGGACCAAUGGGAGUGCCUGGAUUUCGAGGAAAUGAUGGAGUGCCUGGUCACCCUGGUCAGCAGGGCAGCAGAGGACUACCAGGGAACGACGGUUGUAAUGGAACCAGAGGAGAUCCCGGCCCGCCCGGCUAUGGCAGUGGGCUUCCCGGGCUCCCUGGAUUUCAAGGACCAACUGGGCCAAAGGGUCAGAAAGGAGACCCCGUAUAUAUCUCAGAUGACGGCUCUACGGGUGUACCAGGUCCACCUGGACCCAGGGGGCCCCCUGGUUUUAGAGGUCGUGAUGGUCCACCUGGUUUCCCAGGUCCAAGAGGACCUAACGGUUAUCCUGGACCCCCUGGUCCUCCUGGCCCCCAAGGGCCCAUGGGAAGCCGUGGUGACAUUUAUAAAGGAGGGAAAGGAGAAAAGGGCGACGUGGGUCUUCCCGGACCCAGUGGUUCUCCCGGUGACGGCUCGCUAAGCGCUGAAAAAGUUGUCACUAUCUACAAAGGAAAUAAGGGUGAUCCAGGACCAAAGGGACGGAAAGGAGACCCUGGAAGGUUUGGACCUCCUGGACCUUUUGGUUAUCCAGGUGAAUAUGGGGAAAAGGGCAUUCCUGGAUACCCAGGACCAAGAGGUCCUUCGGGUUUUACUGGACCUCCUGGUGCUCCUGGACAAGACGGAUUACCGGGAGAUCCAGGUGUCCCAGGACAAAACGGAUUCCCAGGAACUAAGGGAGAAAGAGGUGAAGUCGGACUCCCGGGACCUGCAAUUUUCAACAAUGGUUUUGGACCUUAUGUUCAAGGAUCUCCGGGUGAUCCGGGUUUUCCCGGUCGCCCAGGUGUCCCAGGCGACCAGGGGUUUCAAGGAUCGGUUGGACCUCCAGGUCCUCCAGGCCCUUUUCGCAUUGGUCCUCCAGGAUCUCCUGGUUUUCCUGGUAACGAAGGCCAAAAAGGAGAAAAGGGGGACCCAGGCGUGCCUAAAUAUGGACCUGAGGGUUUCCAAGGUCUCCCUGGACGUCCUGGACGCCCUGGACCUCCUGGUCCUCCUGGACAAAUCAACCCAGGCCCAAACCCGGAUCCCUGCGACAUACGUCCUCCAGUCCCAACCGCAGUUCCCUCCCCCAGACCCCAAGGUCCCCCUGGAAUACCAGGACCACCUGGCCUAAUAGGAUUCCCGGGACUCAAGGGAUCUAAAGGCUUCAGAGGUGAUCCUGGUAAUUGUGAAUGUCAAGGAGAGGACAGAGGUCGACCUGGGUUACCUGGACCUCAAGGACCCGUUGGGAGCCCUGGCUUUCCAGGACGUAAAGGUGCGCCUGGUGACCCGGGCUCUCCCGGUUUCAACGGACGUGAAGGACCUACUGGUCGUCCAGGUGAAAGGGGAUUUUUUGGGCGUAAAGGAGAGAAAGGAGAGCCAUACUACGGUGGUUUUGGUGUAAAGGGAGAACAAGGCUCUCCUGGACUUAGAGGACCUACAGGUGAAACAGGAAAACCUGGCAGAGAUGGACAACCUGGCUUCCCUGGACCCCCAGGACCCCCAGGGGAUGGUGGUUACGGCACAAUAGGAGAGAAAGGUUUCCCUGGCUUUGCUGGACCCAAAGGCCGCCCUGGUGCCCCUGGGGAUCCUGGCCCUGGCUACAAUGGAGCACCUGGCAUCCGAGGCGAACCUGGAGAGCCGGGCAUACCAGGGUUUCCAGGACUUCCAGGUUUACCUGGUGAAAAAGGUGAAAACAGCUGUGGAGGGGUUAAUGACGCCGGAGAGGGAACGGGCACUAGCAUACCUUGUACCAUAUAUGGUGAAGAGGGAGACCCUGGUCCUGCUGGUUUUCCUGGACAACCAGGCCCCAAAGGUGGGCCAGGUUUCCCAGGCAGCCCUGGACGUCCAGGGUUUGAUGGUCCAAAGGGAGAGAUCGGAGACCCCGGCUUUGGAGGACGACCAGGACCACAAGGUUUUCCCGGACCUAGAGGAGAUCCUGGAGUUCCAGGUACUCCAGGAGCACGUGUUGAUGGUACCAGGGGUAGAGAUGGCAUUCCAGGACGUCCUGGACCCAAAGGCCCACCUGGAGAAGUUCUGGGAGCCAGACCUGGAAAUCCAGGACAGGAUGGUGCACCUGGGAUACCCGGAGACAAGGGUCUGCCUGGGAGUCCAGGGGUACCCGGACUACCCGGUUUUGAUGGGAGACCUGGUGUACCUGGCUUGAAGGGAGAGCGUGGAGUUGAUGGCGGACCGGGUUAUCCGGGUCCUCCUGGACCUCCAGGAAACCAGACCUAUUUCAUUCCUGGUCCACCUGGACCUGUGGGCAGGACAGGACAAAUGGGUCCUCCAGGCUGCCCAGGUUACCGUGGUCAAAAGGGGAUAAGAGGAGAACCAGGAUUCCAGGGGCCUGCUGGAAUGAAAGGAACCCCAGGACCUUCUGGCACUCCUGGAUUACAAGGGCCAAGAGGACCCCCCGGACCACCAGGACCCGGAACCAUCGACGGACUCCCAGGAAUACCAGGAAGAAAGGGUGAAAGAGGCUCAGCUGGACCAACUGGUUUCCCUGGACUACCAGGUCGUUUUGGAAAUCCUGGAUUUCCUGGUGGGAAAGGAUUUCCAGGUGACCCUGGGAGAGAUGGAUUCCCUGGUAAUCCUGGUCUGAUUGGAAUGAGAGGUGACCGAGGAGACACUGGCGACCCUGGUCUUCCAGGUCCUACUCCUAUUUUGAGAAAAGGUCCUAGAGGUGACCCCGGACAGCCCGGCUCUCAGGGCUUCACUGGUGCCAGAGGUGAAAAGGGUCUUCCUGGUCUGCCUGGUCGUCAAGGCUCACCUGGUCGCCCUGGCUUCCCUGUGGAUAGCAAAGGCCAACCCGGACAGCCAGGGUUCCCUGGGCAGCCCGGCACACCUGGCUUCCCUGGACCAAAGGGAGAAGGGGGAGUAAUGGGAUUCCCCGGCAUACCUGGACAGAGAGGUGAUGAUGGCCCGCCUGGAUUUCCUGGGAAUCCUGGAGAAUUCGGUCGAGCCGGACCUAAAGGUCUACCCGGAGAAACAUUUGGCUAUCCUGGAGCACCAGGACUGAAAGGCCAGCCAGGAGAUCCAGGUUUCCCAGGCUCUCGAGGAAAUGAUGGUGUCCCCGGUGACAGGGGCUUUCCAGGAAGCAGAGGGUUCGAUGGACUAAAGGGUCUUCCUGGUGACACAGGACGGCCUGGAACAACAGGCCCACCUGGUUUUCCUGGAUUAAAGGGUCUUGAUGGACUUCCUGGAAGGAGAGGGAUAGACGGGCCCCCGGGUCUACCUGGAGUUCCUGGUACUAUCGGUCUUCAAGGUUUACCUGGAGCUCCUGGGCUGGAUGGACUUAAUGGCCUUGCUGGUCCAAAGGGCCUCCCUGGAAACCCAGGUACGGUUAUAGGGGGUGGACCUGGCAGGCCCGGUGAUAGAGGAUUGAAAGGAGAGAGAGGUGUUUCCUUCCCUGGACAACCAGGUCUUCCUGGACAAAAGGGACAGAGAGGAGAUACAGGGCCCUUUGGGCUGCCAGGGUUCCCUGGACGACCUGGACUUCCUGGUAGGGAUGCAGUGCCAAAUGUUCCUGGGCCUGUGGGAGACCCCGGACUUCCUGGAUUGGAUGGAGAAUAUGGUUUCCAAGGUCCACCUGGUCCUCCUGGACCUCCGGGUCCAGGCACCACUCAGGGAGACACAGGGGACUCAGGACUCCCAGGUUUCCCAGGACCUCCUGGCAGAAAGGGAGAGCCAGGGUAUCCUGGAGGUCCUGGAUUCCCUGGUAGCCCUGGUCCAAAAGGAGUUCAAGGUGAAACAGGACGGAACGGGGGUCCAGGUCAGAAAGGUAACCGCGGCGAAGCUGGUUUCUUUGGAACCAAAGGGCGUCCAGGAUCACCCGGGCGACCUGGACGUAAAGGUGCUCCUGGGACCUUGUUGCCAAUUGAUCCUGUAGACAGACCAAUUCCUGGAGACCCUGGAUACCCAGGAGACAUUGGAGGACCUGGAUUUACUGGAGAGCAGGGGCGGGAUGGUGCCCCUGGACGUCCAGGUCCAAAGGGUCGUCCCGGCCCCCAGGGCAACCUCGGCAGGACUGGAUCACCCGGCUUUCUUGGGCCAAUCGGGGAUCCAGGCUCCCCUGGUUUCCCAGGACUCAAUGGAGAUCAAGGUCGCCCUGGCGCCGUUGGUCUUCCCGGUAUCCCUGGUGGCAUCGGCCGUAGUGUCAGCCUUGGCUACACUCUGGUAAAACACAGCCAGUCCUCCGAGGUUCCCAUGUGUCCCCAAGGCAUGGACAGACUCUGGGAAGGGUACAGCCUGCUGUAUGUAGAGGGCCAGGAGAAGGCACACAACCAAGACCUCGGUCAGCCGGGUUCAUGCCUCCCCAGAUUCAGCACCAUCCCCUUCCUCUACUGUAACCCAUUUGAAACCUGCUACUUUGCCAGCCGCAAUGACAAAUCCUACUGGCUCUCUACUUCCGCGCCCAUUCCCAUGAUGCCUGUGGCAGAGCAGCAGAUUCAGCCAUACAUCAGCAGGUGUGCAGUGUGCGAGGCUCCAUCUCAGGCAGUGGCAGUCCACAGCCAGGAUCAGAGCAUCCCUACCUGUCCCCGCGGCUGGAGGAGUCUUUGGAUCGGAUACUCCUUCCUCAUGCACACAGCGGCGGGAGGUGAGGGCGGCGGCCAGUCCCUGAUGUCUCCCGGAUCCUGCCUGGAAGACUUCCGAGCGACCCCGUUCAUCGAGUGCAACGGAGCCAAGGGCACCUGCCACUACUUCGCCAACAAAUACAGCUUCUGGUUGAUCACAGUCGACCCCCAGAGGGAGUUUGGCUCGCCGCCGCAGCAGGAGGCCCUAAAGGGCGGCCAGGAACGCCUCAGGGUCAGCCGCUGCCAGGUGUGCAGCAAGAUCUUGUAGCUAUUCAAUAGAGUGGAGGGGAAGCGUCAGGAGCAGCACUUGAUGGAGAAUAUGAGCGUGUGACUGACUGAAAAGAAGAACCUGGCCUUUCUUUGACGCUGAUAACUUCAGAUUAACCUCUUUAUGAGGCGCAGGCUUAUCAAUGAAAAAAAAUUGUGGAAGGAGGAUGUGAAUAGAGAAGAGCUCCAGAGGGAAUCGCUCCUUUUUGGAUUAACACUGACUAUGGUGCUAUUGUUAAUGUCUGUGUUUUUAGUAUAUGACAGAUUCCGCCUCAUUGUAUUUGGUUAGAAUCCUUCUCUGCUACCUCGGAGGGAGCCAUGUCUUUCUGAUUUAACGUCACUUUGAUUUAAUGUGUAGUCAUGAAUAGUUUACACUUUCUAUUAAACUGUACCAGUUAGCCACACAGAUCCUACUUUCAGCUGCUGUUUGUAGUAAAAGGAAUACAUUUGACCAAAGUUUCCUCCUAGUUUGUGUCCAAUUCAUGGCUUCCAGAAAGACAUGACCCAUUUUUGCAUCAACCGUUAAAAAUGUUUGCUGCUCAUUAAAAUACUAACAAUAAGAGAUAUUUAUACAAUCACAUU